AUGGCCGAAAUUGUCUCAGCGGUAGCGAGUAAAGUUGUUGAGUCCCUUAUGGUAGCUGUUAAGCGACAUCUACACUACAUGAUUUACUCUAGAAGAUAUGUGAGAGAAUUGCAUCACGCAAUGAGAGAGUUGAAUGUGGAAAGGAUAGAUGUUAUGAACCGUGUUGAAGAAAACAUUGUGAGAAAUCUUCAGAUUCCAGUCGGCGUCCAUAUUUGGCUGGAAGAGGCAAGAUCUUGCAUUGAAAAGGUGGAAAAUUUUGCUUCUUAUGAUGUUGGCAGUUGCCCGAGUCUCAAGAUGAGUCACAAGGUUGGAAAGACAUCUUUGCGAAUGAUCGUGAUUAUAAAAUAUCUUAUGGAAAAAUCGUAUAGGUUCGUCUGGAGUAAUGCUCCAGUUCCUCUAGGUAGAAUGUAUUCCAUGGCAUCCAGCUUUAACCCAAUAAGAGAGGAUUUUAAGUCAAGAGAGAAGCCUUUUAUGGAAGCAUUGAAAGCACUCGAGCCAAACAACAAAUUCCACAUGGUAGCCUUAUGUGGGAUUGCAGGGGUUGGGAAGACCGUUAUGAUGGAGAAGUUAAUGCAAGUUGCAAAAGAAAGGAGGAUGUUUGAAUCUAUCAUCCGUGUGGUUGUAGGGCCAAAUACGGAUCACUUUCAUAUUCAGGAGACUGUAGCAGAAUACCUUGGUAUAUGUCUAGAUGAAACAGCUAGAAACGCAAGAGCUGAUCGGCUCCGUAGUCGUUUUGAGGAGAUUUCAGUUGGGGGUAGGAAAAAGAUUUUAGUAAUCCUGGAUGAUGUAUGGGAUAUGGUGGAUCUAAAUGAUAUUGGUUUAAGUCUUUUUUCAAGUCGACUUGAAGGCUUCAAGGUCCUGUUGACAUCACGAGAUAGGCGUCUUUGUAGUAUAAUGGGAGUUGAACAGCAUUUAAUUAUAGAUGUGGAAGUGUUAGAAGAGUCAGAAGCGCAAACAUUGUUUCGCCAAUAUGUAACCGGUUCAGACCACGUUGAUCUGGAUCCUGAUUUGCAGAAGAUAGGAGAUUACAUUGCAAGCAGAUGUGGUGGUGUGCCCUGGGCAAUCAAACAAAUUGCCCGUUCUCUUAGAGGCGUUAAAGACAAGACGAUAUGGCUCGAUACGCUUUCUCAUGUAAAGGAUCAUGGUGUUGACAAAUAUGUGUAUCAAGCUGUUGUAAAGACUGAGCAUAAAACUAUUGAAAUGAGCUACAACGAUUUAAAUGAUGAGACUAAAUCAAUUCUUUUGUUAUGUGGCUUGUUUCCCGAAUACUUGAAUAUUUCUGCAGAAAACUUGUUGAGGUAUGGAUGGAGAUUGAAAUUGUUUGACGAUGUAAAUACUAUAAGUCAAGCGAGAUAUAGGCUCAAAACAUCCAUUGGGCAGCUCAUAUAUGCAAAAUUGUUGAUUGGCUCUCAUGGUGGUAGGUGGGUCAGGAUGCCUGAUCUGGUACAUGCCUUUGUUUUAAGUAAGCUCUCUAAAGGCGAUCAUGCUUCAAUUGUCAACCAUGGUGACAUGUCAGAGUGGCCUGCAGAAGAUAUGAGUGAGUCUUGCAAAAGAAUCUCGUUAACUUUCAAAGGUAUGUGGAAAUUUCCUAGAAAAUUUAAGUACCCAAACCUUUCACUGUUGAAGCUUAUGCAUGGGGAUAAUUUGUUGAGGGAUGGUCAAGAUUUUUAUGGAGGAAUGGAAAAUCUUCAACUUAUUGCCUACGAAAGAACUCAUUAUAUGCAGUUUCCCACGUCACUGCAAUGCUCCAACAACCUUCGAACGCUCUGUCUUGAGUAUUGCUCGUUGACGUUUAAUUUCUCUUUCAUUGGAUAUCUUAGGAAUUUGGAAAUUCUCAGCUUUGCUCAUAGUGGCAUCCUAAUAUUACCAUCCAUAAUUGGAAACCUUGACAAACUAAAGCUACUGGAUUUAACUGGUUGUGUAAAUCUCCAUAUAGAUAAUGAUGUCUUCAGUAAGUUGGUUAAUCUUGAAGAGCUUUACAUGAGAGUUGCUGCUAACCAAUAUCAAAAGGCCAUUAGCUUCACAGAUAGCAGUUGUAAAGAUCUCGCACAACGUUCAGUGAACCUUUCCUCGUUAGAAUUUGAGUUCUGUGAGAACGGUGCUCAACCGAUGAAUAUGUCGUUUGAGAAACUUGAAAGAUUUAAAAUCUCAAUGGGCUGUUUUUUAAAGAGUAUGGAUGACGACUACGUACUCCCAUAUGAAAAUAAGUUGAUGUUGGUCACCAACAAAGGUGAACUAUUAGGAUCUGGGAUGCUAGAGUUGUUUGUGAAAACAGAUGUCCUUUAUCUACAAGUGAGUGAUAUGAAUGAUCUUGAAGAGAUUGAUGAUACUGUGAAAUCCUUACAUCUUUCUUACCCCCCCUUGUUCGACAAUUUAAGAUUCCUUAGUAUUUCAUUUUGUUCAGAGUUGAAAUACCUUUUCACGCCCCGGGUUGCAAAAGCUUUGUCAAAGCUUGAGAAUCUUCGGAUUUCCUCAUGCCCUAUUAUGGAGACACUAGUCCAUACUAGGAUUAGUAGAUCAGAAACAAUUACAUUUCCGCAGUUGAAGUGUCUAACUUUGACUGAUCUACCAAAUCUUUUGGGUUUGUGUGAUACUACCGAAGUGAUUGAGCUACCACAGCUCGUGGAGUUGGAACUUUACGGCCUUCCAAAAAUCACAAGCAUUUACCCCAAAAAUAAACUGGGAAUAUCUUCUAUGCCAAUGCAACCCUUGUGGAAAGCAAAGGUUGUGAUUGGACAGUUGGAAAAAUUGCAUAUUGAGAAUAUGCAGAACUUGGAGGAGAUAUGGCCAUGUGAAAAUACUGGUGGUGUUGCCAAUCUUCCUAUAUCGAGAGAAACUACAUUGAAACAAGAGCAUUCUCAAGUAGAUGUUGCUUUGGGGUCUUUAUGCCAGUACUUAAGAAAGAUGGAUCUACGUAGUUACAAUGCAUCAUCAAGUUUGAUUGCAUCUCAUGUAAUAAGGCACAUAAAAAAUCUUGAAGAAUUGGUAGUAUGGGGUUGUGACUCAAUUGUAGAAGUUUUUGAAACCAAAAGUGCCAAUAACACUGGUAUUUACAUCACUGAAGGCAGAAAAAAUGUUGGAGAAACAAGUCAAAUGUUUACAAAGAUGAUUGUACCUCAAUUGCUGAAUUUAAAAAAGGUGGAGAUCCUUGGAUGUGACCGUCUGGAACACUUGUUCACAUUUUCCACACUUGAAAGCCUUGAGCAACUCAAGGAGUUAGAGAUCAUGUAUUGCAAAAAUAUCCAAGUGAUUGUGAAGGAAGAGGAUGGAGUAGUCAUGUCUAAAGUUGUCGUCUUUCCUCACUUGAAAUCUGUAAAGCUAUUUGAUCUACCAAAUCUCAAUGGUUUCUUUCUAGGUGCGAAUGAUUUUCAAUGGCCUUUAUUGGAAAUUGUUGAAAUCAAUGGAUGCCCAAAAAUGACAAGCUUCACACGUGGUUGCUCAACUUCUCCAAAGCUCAAAUACAUCAGUACAAGCUUUGGCAAAUAUAGUUCUAUACAUGGCCUCAACUUCCAUGUGACCACCUCUCUGCCUGAGAAUCAUAUUUCAAGUCUCGACGGUUCAAGCAGCUUGCCGCCUAUUCUAGAAACAUCACCUUGGUCUUUUUCUAAUUUGAUCAACAUCAAUUUGCAAGGGAUGAAAGAUAUGGGUGAUUUGAAUUAUAUUAUUCCAUUCGCAGAGUUGCAACAACUGGAAAAGCUUGAAAAGAUGCAAAUAAAGCACCAAGAUCUUGUAGAGGGGGUAUUCGAAGCAUCAGAAAGAACAAAUAGUGGUUCUAGUGAAGUACUAUCUGUAAUAAAAAUUCCAAAUCUGAGAGAAGUUGAGAUUUUUCAUCUGGAGAAACUCAAGUAUCUAUGGAAGAGUAAUCAAUGGACAACAUUGGAGUUUCCGAAUCUAACAAGAUUGUCUAUUGUACAUUGUCAAAGUUUAGGGCAUGUUUUUAGUUGUUCCAUGGUUGGUAGCCUAUUACAACUCCAGGAACUACAUGUUGGCAAUUGCUUAUCGAUGAAGUCAAUCGUUAAGGAGGAAGAAGGGGAUGCCAAAGUGAAUAUGAUUAUGUUUCCUUCUCUUAACUCCUUGGAACUUACCAACCUAUCAAAGCUCGAGGGAUUUUGGUUAGGGAGUGACCAGGAGUGUGAAUGGCCAUCAUUAGUUACUUUAAAAAUCAAGGAUUGUCCAGAAAUAAAAGUUUUCACCACUGGAAAGUCCACUGCUCCAAAGCUGAAGGUAAUAGAAACUAGUGAUGGGACAGUUGAUGCAAAGGAAGAUCCCAACUCCUUUUUAACAAAGCAAGAGGUUUGUGAUCCAAACGAAGUCGUUGAGGAACUCAAACCGAACACCUUGUGCCAACAAGAGGUUGAGGUCUCGGAGCUGGAGCCAUAG
Molecule: messenger RNA, 4380 nt
Organism: Erigeron canadensis
Lineage: Eukaryota; Viridiplantae; Streptophyta; Magnoliopsida; Asterales; Asteraceae
Product: probable disease resistance protein At4g27220
Exons: 4
Coding region: 1-4380 (1459 amino acids)
Molecular function (GO): ATP hydrolysis activity; ADP binding
Source: RefSeq, a predicted model, not a curated record